Molecule: messenger RNA, 3734 nt
Organism: Myripristis murdjan (pinecone soldierfish)
Lineage: Eukaryota; Metazoa; Chordata; Actinopteri; Holocentriformes; Holocentridae
Gene: tmem51a
Product: transmembrane protein 51a
Exons: 3
Coding region: 233-1051 (272 amino acids)
Source: RefSeq, a predicted model, not a curated record
UCCGUCUGAGAAGAAAGUUCCUGAUUUCAUCCAGGCAAGUUGCCUCCUAUUUCUGCCGCUUUACCUCACGUCCGGACAGCCAAAGUUUGGAAUAAUCGGCUAAACAACCAGCUUUGAAGGGAAGAGGCGUUUUCGACAACAUAUCCUGGACUUUUUCCUUAAAAAAAUUAUGCAAACUCUCUGACCUUGUGAGCAGUGCAGCAGGCCUGACCCAAGCCGCGGGACUGACAAAAUGCGCUCCAGUGUUGCCGUGCCACCAAGCCCCACUGGCAAUGGCGGCAACAAUGACAACAACAACAAUACUGGAAACUCGGGGUCCCAGUAUGCACUGUGUGCCCUGGGGGUUGGACUGGUAGCCCUCGGGAUUGUGAUGAUCGUGUGGAGCGUGGUACCUGCAGAUGCUGCCGGGAACAGCAGCAGCAGUGCAGGUGGAGAGGGAGGGAGUGAUGGUGGUGGGAAGCUCGACAACCGCUACAAAGCAUCUUCUGUGGCCUUCAUCUUAGUGGGGUCUGGAGUGGCCAUGCUGCUGCUGUCCCUAUGUCUGGGGAUGAGGAACAAACAGCUGGAGCAGCAGCACAGACUCCAGCAAGCCCAGAACCAGGCAGGAGGAGGAGAUCAGGAGGACAGAGAAACUGCUGAGGAGCAAGCCCAGCGUUAUGCUGUGCCCAGUUACGAAGAGGCAGUGGGCAGCGGCCAGUACCCCGUCCGCCAGAGCAAUCUGCGCCACAGCUCCUCCCAGCUGCCCUCCUACGACGACCUGGUCCAGGUGGACAGGGUGCAGUACGAGUUCGAAGGCUCAGAGUUCUCGCCUUCAGGGUCGCAGCCUGCUCCUGCUCCUGCCGGCCCCACCGCUGGUCCCGCCGCCGGUCCCUCUGCAUCCAGUCGUAGAGCUCCGAAAACCAGCCGCAAGCUCCUCCCGCUCAAGAUCCGCAGGAUUAAAUCGGAGAAGCUGCCCAUGAAAAACAAUGAGAAUUCUCAGUCAGCGGCUGGAAUCAGUAUAGAACCGCUCACACCACCGCCGCAGUAUGACGAUAAGGUGGCUCCUCUUUGAGACGAGGCAGUCCAUGGUCAAAGCAAAGUUACUGCAACUCCUGGAAUCCAUGGUGAUCGCCUUUUGUGGCUCUGCCGUGUCAUGCAGACACAUGAAGAAGGCACUUGAGACAAUGCAUCCCUCGCAGAGUGUUUUCAGUGGCACUUUUCUCAUAAAGUACCUGUUCAAAUUUUACAUUUCAAGCCAUAUCACUCCAAAGAAUUAAACAGAAAACUUUUUGUUUGUUUGUUUGUUUUUUUACAUUUUGGAUCUUACUGGAUAUCUGAGAUGGCAUCAGAAUUAUUGAACAAAGUCACUGGAUACCCUUUUUGAGUGUGAUGGAUCAAGCUCAGUUUGAGGCACAUUGGAUAAAGGAUCACACCAAAUAUAAUCAUCUUCUGUGUCAAAGUAUCAGCAAAUGUAACAUUUGUGUGUUACCUAAAGUGUGUAUCUGUGUGAGUUGGCAGUGCAGUUUAACAUGAGUCCUUACUGUGGGGUUUUGGUAAGGAUUUGUUCGUGCACACUUAAAUAGAUCUGUGUUUGGCACUCAUUUUCUGAAGGGGCUACAUUGUGGGCAGUGUUUCCUCCCUGGGAGGCCAAAGAGUGUAUCACUUCUGCUGCCAGAGGUUUACCAAGCACAGGCUGCACAGAGAGUGACUGUGUUGUACGUACUGGAUAGACUUGGCAGAAUGUGGGAUCAUGCUACAGUGCAGAAAGCCUUUCUCUCUGUUAAAGAAGCUGUUCUCCCAAAACACAAAAAAAAGAUGGUUUCCUACUUACCCCUACUGCAAUCUAUCCAUCCAGGUAGCUCCUGUGUGAUUUAGCAAGGUCUCCAGUCUGUUGCGAUUUUCCCUCUCUCCUGCAAUCCCAGUUUAAUUGACGGGUAUUCAUUUAUUGUGCUAAAAAUUUACUUGAGGGAAGAUAUUUUCCAACAGCUCUUUCCAAAAACAAAAAUGACACAGAUACCCAGAAUAAUCCACAGCCCUCAGGGGCGAAGAGUUUCACUGGGAACUGUUUUCUUCCAAAGCGACUGUCAAACUGUAUUUAUCUGCCUCUGAUCAGGAAAUAGUCCCCAGUGAAACCAGUACUCAUCCAGUCCCAUUGUUUAGUGGUGCUGGGAGACUUGGAAGACCAUGGCAGACAGGAAACCUCGUAAAAUCAUGUGCAUAGAUAGAUUGAUUGCACCGUGGCAGGGGUAAGUGGAAAAUAAUGUUUUUUGUAUUUAUUGUCUUCCGUUCUUCCACAGGGUUGCAGCAAGUGAGAGAAAAGUUUGAUUAGUGUUAACUGUGUUUGUCACGUAGUUACUUUCCUUACUUUUCCUUUACUGUUAGUCAUUACUCAUUUUUUAUUGAGCAGAAGACUUGAUGCUGAAUCAGCACGUCAUUCUGCACUAAAUGCUUUGCCACAGUGUUAAUGUUGUCAUAAAAGGAAUGUUAAUGAUACCUGAUUGCAGGUCUAACUUUGUCAUCAAGUUGUGCAAUUCAAAGUUAUACUCUCCUGUUAAAAGUUAUGACACUGUUGUUCCUCUUCCGGCAUGUCAGAAGAGACUUUAUGACUGAACCCAAGCUCUGAUGUUGCCUUGCCAGUGUUUGCUCUCUUGCAAACAGAGGCCAGUGGAGGAAGCAUGAGAGAGCAUGAUGGAAGGAUCUAGUGAACAAGGGCUCGGUGAAUAGUUAGAAGCCUUUGCCCUGUAACCAUGGUGAACGCAGUCGGGUAGUGAAGGCAGUAGUGUAGUCUCAGCUUCUAUCUCUGCUUGUCUUUUUUUGUCUUUUUGUCCUUAUUCGAGAUGAGCAACAGAAAGGCUCUUUCACUGAGCAGCUGUGCCAUCAUAAUGGCAACUAUUGCUCACUCACUUGCCCAUGCACUUUCCUAGCCAUAGCUUGACUCACGGCACUGUUUUCACUUAGAGUUAUGCAGAGAAUGAACAGAAAAAAAGGAGCACAGCCCGAGGCUCUAUCCAGGGAGCUGGUUUUAGUUCCUGCAGCUUCUUCUGUUUUAUGUGCCUAUCCACAGACUGUUUUUACUCCUUCAGGUUAAACGUGUGUAGAUAUGAACAGCUGAAGCCAAGUAAAAUGGUUUGAAAAUUGCAUAAGUUGCAUUUAGGUUAUUUUUGUCUGACAUUACAAAUUAUGGUGAGGCGUGCUCAUUUGGGGUUUCCUGUUUUGUUUUUUGUGGCACAUGUGGUGCGUUCAUUAGUGCCCAGUUUGCUGCAUUAAAGUGAUGAUGAAAACUCCAAGAAAUGAACGCAAGAUGUCCCGAUGUCAUCCCUUCGCAUUAAAUAUUGUAUCACUGUGUUUCAUUUCAUGCAAAAGGCACCGAGUCACAGUGUUUCGUCAGUGGAAUUUGCAAGAGUCAUGGCAGCAAGACUCGUUUUCAAGUUGAAACCUCACAUUAUUUGUCAUGUUCUGUACCUCAUUUGCAAAGGACCAGUCGCAGUUGUAAUUACAUUUGUUCAGCUGUCAUGUAGUAAACCAUUUUGCAUUGAUGAAAUAGUGUUUUGAUUUAGCAGUCAGUUUUUAUGUUUUAUUUAGAUCAUUGUCCAUUCAAAACACAUUUUUAUUGUUUCAUUGUUGCUUUUUUAUAUGCCUUAAGUCUGUAUUUCUUUUAUAUGUACUGUCACGACCUGGCUCAAAGGAAGGACACAAUGUGGAAACCACACAUUGACUCUUAAAAGUAAAAUAAAUUUAUUGAAAUAUGCAGUCAG